Oenanthe melanoleuca is the source of this 750-nucleotide messenger RNA. RefSeq names its product shieldin complex subunit 3 (gene SHLD3). Gene Ontology annotation, biological process: positive regulation of isotype switching; negative regulation of double-strand break repair via homologous recombination; positive regulation of double-strand break repair via nonhomologous end joining. The transcript has a single exon. The coding region runs from base 1 to 750 and encodes 249 amino acids. The record is from RefSeq and is a predicted model, not a curated record. Lineage: Eukaryota; Metazoa; Chordata; Aves; Passeriformes; Muscicapidae.
AUGGAAGUGGUGUUGCACUAUCGACCACAUCAGAGAGAUCUCAUAAAACUGCAGAAAUUUGCAGAAGCAGCAGUGAAGGAGUUUCCCAUUCGGCAGCUACCAAGAUUUGUAUCCUGGUUUCCAAAUGACUUACACAGACUUCCCCUCAAACCAAAAAAACAGGCACCUGUUAUUUCUUGUAAGGAAGUGGAAGAAUUGAAACAGCUUUCUACACCUUCAGAAUAUAUUACAGGAUCUCCUGAUUAUGACUGCACAAAAAAUCUCCUUGAGUUUCACUCUAGUAUGAAACAUGGUCUGACUUUAAUCCAAGCAAAGGCUGUUCACAGACCAAUUAACUUGGACUAUCAGGGAGAGCCACCAUGUAAGGGAAAACAAAAAUUGAAAAGGUCUUGGAGUGUCUCUCUCCCUAGCGCUAAACUUAAAGAAAAGAUUCAUCCUUUAUCUGAAGAACUACAGAAUAAUUUGGAACGACUAAAGCUGCAUGCAUUUUGUAGAGCAAAAUGGACAAUUGAACAGUCUAUUUGUAAAAACCAGAAUUUGGAGGAUAUAUGGAUAAAAUUGAAUAGACUCAUUAAACAGAAUGAAUUGCCAUCUUGCAAUGCUACUAUCCAAAGAUCUGUGGGACAGAUAUGGGUUUUCUGUGAUAUAUUGUACUGUGAAUAUGUUAGAAAUAUUCUUAGGGAAAAGCUAAGCCUUACAGAUAAAAUGAAUUUGCUUGUACAUAAAUAUGGAAUUAUAUUUAGUUUAUGA